GGAACAAAGACACGUUUGUAGGAACAAACCAUGUUAGGUUGGCAACGUUUAUUUUUAUUUCGUAAUGUUUUCGACCCUGCUCAAUCAGUCAGUUGACGUUUAAAUUUAAAAAUGGCCGAGUUGCUGUCAGUUCCUUUAAAAAAACCUUCUGAAGUCGAUAUUGUAAAACCGCUUAAAAAUUUAAUACAAUCGCGAUACAGCACCGCAGACAAACCGGAGGAUUGUGGCGAAGCCAUCGAAGAAUUCUCCAAGCAACGACACAAUGCAAUUUGGAAGGCAUUUGAAAAGUACGAGAGUUCACUGGAAAUUAUUUAUGGAUAUUACGAUCAAAUUGUCGCUUUAGAAAGCAAAAUACCAGCUCAAGAGUUGCAGGUGCCUUUUAAAUGGAAGGAUGCUUUUGAUAAAGGUUCAUUAUUUGGAUCUAGGAUUAGUCUGACUGUUUCUUCCUUAAGCUAUGAAAAAGUUUGUGUUCUAUUUAAUAUUGCUGCUUUACAAAGUGCUGUAGCUUCAGUACAAAGCAUUGAAAAUGAUGAGGGUCUUAAACUUUCAGCCAAACUGUUACAGCAAUCUGCUGGAAUUUUUAAUCACCUAAAAUCAACAGUCAUGUUAACAAUACAACAAGAUCCCACUCCAGAUUUGAAUCCUGAUACAUUGGGGGCAUUGUCCUCCCUGAUGUUGGCUCAAGCACAGGAAAUGUUUGUUCACAAGGCUAUUCAUGAUAACAUGAAAGAAUCCAUUGUUGCCAAAUUGGCUUCUGCUUGUGAAGAUCUUUAUGCAGAAUGCUUAAAAACAUUCCAGAGAGAAAAUUUGAAGAAUAUUUGGGAAAAGGAUUGGGUACCAUUGAUUGCUGGAAAGCAGGCUGGUUUUAACGCAAUCGCCGAACUCUAUCAGAGCAUGAUUUGCAAAAACGAUAAAAUUAUUGGCGAAGAAAUCGCGAGGUUAACUAGAUCCGUUGAACUUUUCAAAUCUGCCCAGCAACGUUCAGGGAUACCAUAUUUGUUUCAAACUCUUUGCAACAAGGCCGAAAGGAACUUGAAUGAGGCCAAAAAAGACAAUGAUUUUAUUUAUCACGAAAGGAUUCCAGACAUAAAGUCUGUCAAUCCGAUCGGAAAGGCUCAAAUGGCUAAAUUGCAGACGCCUGGACAUCCUAUGAGCCAAAAUUUUAGAGACUUGUUUAGUGAACUGGUUCCAGUUGCUGUCCAUCAGGCUUUGGCUUCAUAUGAUUUAAGAAAAACCGAAAUCGUAAAUACGGAAAUUACUCGUCUUAGGGAAUCUACUCAAGAACUUAACGGGUUAUUGGCAAGCUUAAAUUUGCCAGCGGCAAUCGAGGUGGCUGAUUCCAGCAGUGGACUUCCGCCAUCCAUUCUAGAGAAAGCAAAUAUAAUCAGCCAGCUGGGAGGAAUAACUGAGUUAAAGCAGAUGGUAACAGAACUUCCGGAGUUGCUUCAGAGAAAUCAGGAUAUUUUGGAUGAGACUGAUAGGAUGUUAAAUGAAGAAAAAGAAGCUGAUGAUUCAUUGAGACAGCAGUUUAAGGAAAAGUGGACUCGUGUAGCUUCCGAUAAACUUACCGACAUCUUUAGGUCCAACUCUGCAAAGUAUCGGCAAAUUAUUAACAAUGCUGUAGAGGCCGACAAAGUGGUGCGUCAGAAAUUCGAGACGCACAAGAACGGAAUGGAAAUCCUGAGCAAGCCGCCAUCUGAGAUAGAGGCGGCGCUGCCGCACUCCGGCUCGACCGGCAACGUGGAAAACUCGUCGGCAGUGGUCACCCUUCGCCAGCUAAUGGAGGAGGUAGAAACAAUUAAGGCCGAGCGCGACGUGAUCGAGUCGGAACUGAAGAGCGCUGCGACGGACAUGAAGGGCGUAUUUUUGUCGGCCCUAUCCAAGGACGGCGCCAUCAGCGAGGCGCCGCUAUCCGUGGAGACGCUGGGCAAAACGUACGGACCGCUGCAAAAGCAAGUGGCCGAAAGCGUGCAGAGACAGGCAGGUUUGGUGGACAGGAUACAGCAAGCACAUUCUCAGUUUACUCAAGAAGGUGGCUCCACCAAUGGAGGCAGAGAAACAAUGAUGUGUCAGUUGGCGUCUGCACACGACGCUUUUAGGGAUUUACAAAAUAACUUGAAGGAGGGUACCAAGUUUUAUAACGACCUAACACAGCUUUUGGUAACAUUCCAAAACAAAGUUUCCGACUUUUCUUUCGCACGAAAAAAAGAAAAGGAAGAACUUUUAAAGGAUAUUACGCAACAGAGCAGCAGGUCCACACCAACCCCUACUCCACCCACACCAUCUUACUAUUCAGGUUCCGAUGGACGAUCUACUCCCUCAAGUGCCCCCUCAAGUGCUCCAACUCCAACACCAGGUUCAGCACCCCCGUCGCAAGUUCCCUCCAACCUACCAUAUCCUGUUUACGUUCAAGGUAUGCCGGUGCCUUAUGGAGCAUCUUCGAAUACGCCAUACCCAUCGUACGUUCCACCGCCCAUGCCUCAAGGAUACAACCCAUAUGGGACAGUGCCGUACCCAGCCACAUAUAAUUAUCCUGGUGGCUUUCCUCAAGGAUAUCCUCCUCAGGGUGGUUAUCCACAACAGCCUCCUCCAGGAAACUACCCACAACAACCAGGACAACCUGGAUACCCCCCACAAAACCCAUGGUAAAAAGUAAUAAGCAUUUUUUGUAUGUAAUUUAAAGCUUUAUGAAUUGUAUUAUGAUCAAGUUGCACUUGACAUUAAUCCCCAUUUUUAUUAUGUAUCUUUUUUUAACAAUAUCUGAAACAGUUACUGUUGUAAGUUUUAUAAUAAUUUUAUCAAUUAGUUAAUAUAGAUAUUCAAAUAUAUAUUUUGC
Messenger RNA from Brassicogethes aeneus, 2836 nucleotides. Lineage: Eukaryota; Metazoa; Arthropoda; Insecta; Coleoptera; Nitidulidae. The record is from the annotation of a GenBank genome assembly.